Trifolium pratense (red clover) is the source of this 1380-nucleotide messenger RNA. RefSeq names its product RNA-binding protein 48-like. Gene Ontology annotation, cellular component: nucleoplasm. The record is from RefSeq and is a predicted model, not a curated record. The transcript is spliced from 6 exons. Gene Ontology annotation, molecular function: nucleic acid binding. The coding region runs from base 510 to 995 and encodes 161 amino acids. Lineage: Eukaryota; Viridiplantae; Streptophyta; Magnoliopsida; Fabales; Fabaceae.
CCAUAGUCCAUCAUGUACCACUUGGUCCAUAGUAGAAGCAGCCUUGAGUUAUAAUCUAUUGUUUAUGUGAUGUGAAAUUUAGGGAUUCAGUUGUAGAUCCUAAAGCCAUUUCAUUCACUUUUCUGUCAAACAGUAAUUUCUCAGCACUGAAACUUCCAUAACUUGGUUCAUUAUUAUCGUAAAAACCAUGCCUAAAGUAGUUCAAGGUUAGAUUGGAUGAAAGGGAAUUAAAAAAAGUAAAAUGAACUUCUCAAACAAUUUGGUGUCGCAGCACCAGCACUGGACUUCUCAACUGUCCGGAAAACGCCGCCGGAGUUGUUCGUCGGCCACCAGAACCGCUAAUAAAGUCAUCCAGAUAUGUUAUGGAUUGAGACCAAACCAAAGCUGCUGGUUGAGACAAGCCAUUGGUCAUUUUAUCCACCAUCAACUUGAGAGUCUUACAAGCUUAAGGAGGUUAAGUCUUGCAUUUAAGAAGAUUACAGACGCUCUAUCCCUUGAAUAUUUGCUACAUGUCUCGUUACAAAGACGAAUCCCCUGCAGUUCGUGUUUACACCGUCUGCGAUGAAUCAAGAUAUUUGAUUGUGAGGAACGUUCCAGCAUUAGGUUGUGGCAAUGAUAUGCUCCAACUUUUUUCAACCUGUGGAGAAGUAGAGGAGUGUAAGCCAAUGGAUGCAGAAGACUGCGAGCAAUUCACUGAUGUUUAUUGGAUCAAAUUUUGUCUUUUCAGCAAUGCCAGGUUUGCAAAAAGAAAAUUGGAUGAGUUUGUUUUCCUUAGAAACCGACUGCAGGAUUCGUAUGCUCCCCAUUUUGAGAGUUUGUCUGAUACAAAGGAUAAAUUAGAGGGAAGAAGAAGGGAGGUUUUAGCUCGGUUGAACCGUAAGAUUAUAGCUUACCAUGUUUGUUACAUUUUAAUUAUUGGCAUGCUAUAUAGAAUUGUCGUCAAAAGUAGACUGCGGAAGAUAUUGAUUCGUUCAAAUUCCGCUAUGCCACAGUAGUUAUAUCUGCUAUCUGAUAACACUUGGUGCUAAAUAGCAUAUUGCGGAACAAUGAGUUGUUCAAAUUUUGUUAUGCUAUAGUCUAUAGAGCUGCUACCGCUAUUUGACAACACUGCUAUAUAGGACUUACAAUAUAGGACUUACAAAUGCUUGUUACAUGAAUUUCUCUAAUGGAAUUUUUUAUCAACUUCAGCUAGAAGAUCCAAAGAGACUAUAGCUUCAAGCACUAGGCCCCUGAUUAACUCAAACACCAGUUUCCCCUAGAUCCAAGCUUUGGAGAUAUAUUGAAUAAUGCUCUAUCCCUUGAAUAUUUGCUAUUAACCUUACAAUUUAUAGCAUGUACUAUUAAAAUGUGCUUAUUAUAGAAAUACAUUUGAUUUUCCUA